GUUGUGAGAACCGAGUCCAGUUUAAACAAGGUGUACUCCAAGACUUUAAGAUGCUGCGCACUAAAAAAAUGUCCCACUCAGCUUUGCAAAAUUUGCCUCUGAAGAUGCCAGAAGGAUUAAAGACUAAAAUAGCAGCACCAAGAAAUCCCAAGAUGGCUAAUCAUGAGGACAAAGCCAGAAAGCUAUCUCCGUCUGUAUAUGCCCAUGAAAUGUCCCAGACUACAGAGGAGAGAUUGACCAACACAUAUAAGAAUUACCCAGCUCGCAUUUUGGAACUUUUGGACGUGAGUGAGACAGCAGACCACAAGUUUUCUGCUGUAGAUGUGGACCAGCCUUUUUUUCAGCCUUACCCCUCUGAGAUUGUGUUCCAGAACUACCUGCCCUCUGAGACAUAUGAAGUGCCACUGGUGUUGCGCAAUAAUGACAAGAUCCCUCACCUGGUGAAGAUAGUUGAAGAUGACUCCCUGUAUUUCAAGGUGGUGAGCCCAGUAGAUGUAUGCAACAAAGUGGCCCCAGGCAUGACAUCCACUUUUACAGUUUUAUUCACUCCGCAAGAGAAAAAGGACUAUAGCUACCGGAUAAUUUGUAUGACGGAGAGGGAGAAAUUUGAGGUGCCCAUCCGGGCAAUAGGGCCACGUGCCAUCCUAGACUUUCCAGAUGAGCUACACUUUUCUCUUUGUCCUGUCAAAUUUUUAUCUCAAAAAACCCUCCUGGUACGCAAUAUUGGAAUAGUUGAGGCCAAAUUUCAGCUCAGCUGUCAGAAACCAUUUUCUGUGGAACCAUCAGUAGGGACCCUUAGUGUUGGAGAUAGCAUGCAAGUGACUGUUGAAUUUCUUCCCAGAACUACUGGAGACCACAGCCAACAAUUACUUCUCCACUAUCACACAGGAGAAGAUGUUUAUAUCAAUUUGUAUGGAGCUUCGACAGAUAUCAAUGUAAGGCUGGAUAAAAACUCACUGUUGAUGGAGAAGACCUACAUCAAUAUGGCGAACCAGCGUGCAGUGGCUAUACUGAACAGAAGUGAUUCCAUCGUGCAUUUCCAGUGGAAAAGCUUUGCCACUGAGGUGGAGGAGGAACAACAUAGACUAAGGUUCUUUUCUGAACUUCAACAAGAGGAAAAUGAUGAGAUGCAGCAGUUUUUAACAGAAUGUGGUGCUGACCCCACUCUUCGAGACCGCCUCUCUUUGCUGUCACGCACCUUCCAGCAAAGACGCAAACAGCUUCAUCAGGACAGCCUGGCUUUCAGUGACCAGAAUAUCAUCAUAGAACCACAGGAGGGGGACAUCUGGCCAAACUGCACAGCUGAAAUUAGCAUCAUCUUCAAGCCUCUUGAAGCCAAACUUUACCAACACACCAUAUACUGUGAUGUCACAGGCAGAGAGGCACGUUUGACACUGCAAAUAAAAGGAGAAGGCCAGGGACCCAAACUGCAGUUUAAUGUUGAUCUGGUUGACAUUGGAAACAUUUUUGUUGGCUCUAAGCACAGCUAUGAGGUGCUUGUAAGCAAUAAGGGACUUAUAGAUGCCCCGUAUAGUCUCAUGCCUCCCACUACAGGUAUGGGUUUAUGUUUUUCCUUCAGCCCUCCGGAGGGUUUGGUGCCACCUGGGGCCUGCCAUGUCUUGGAGGUCCACUUCUCCUCUGACAAAUUGGGCACCUUUUCCGAGGAGUUUUGUUUUACUGUUUUAGGGAAUCCGCAGCCUCUCAUCCUCACAUUUAGGGGGUGUGUAAUGGGCCCAACGUUUCAUUUUAACAUUCCUGAGCUUAACUUUGGAGAGGUAUCCUUUGGCUUUCCUCACACACUGACCUGCUCAGUUACCAAUACCUCAUUGGUUUCUAUGAGUUUUGGCCUGCGGGUCCCAGGAGAUGGGUCAGGGAGGGAAAGUGUGACCAGCACAGAGCAGGUAAAAGAGCUGGACAGGAAUGACUGGAAGCCAGGAGACAGGGCAUCUGAGAGUCCUCGAGAAUUUAUAGUGACACCUUGUUCAGGCACCAUCCGGGCUCAAAGCAAAAUGGACAUCAUGGUGACCUUGUGCUCCAAUACAGUCCACCAAUAUAGUCUGGCAUUGGUGGUGGAUGUGCAUGGAGUUGGGGAGGAGGUAUUAGCUCUUCCAAUUAAGGCUAGUUGUGUUGUUCCGGAAGUGCACCUGGAGAGUUGUGUGCUUGAUUUCCAGCACUGCUACCUGGGUUAUCGCUAUGAGCAACCCAUCAGGCUGAUUAAUAACACAAACCUCCCUGCAUGCUAUGGCCUUCUAGCCCAGGAGUAUGAAGAGAAACCAUCUCUACUGUACUCUACUGCUCAUCCAAGAGGUGUGAUUCACCCAUGCAGUACUGAGGAGAUUCCUCUUGUUCUUCAGGCUAAAACAGUGGGCCAAGUCCAACUCACGGCUCUCAUUGCAAUUUUAGGCCAGCAGGGUCCUCCACUGAAGUUGCUUUUGUCCUGCAUUGGGAAAGGUCCAACUGUAUCUCUCUCUGCCACUGAGCUACACUUUGGCACCAUCCCAGUGCUCACUGACAUCUCAAGGACACUGCAGUUAUUCAACCAUUCCCCAAUUCCAGCCCAGUUCUUGGCACAAAUGGCUAACAGUACCACUCAAUGGCGGGUGGAACCAGCAGAAGGAGAGAUUCCACCAGAGGGGCAGCUAGAACUGACACUGGUGGCCCAUUUAGAUGAUGCACUGCCCUUUCAUGAUAAUUUGAAGGUUGCCAUUCGCAGCAGCCAAACCCAUACAGUACCCUUGUGGGCUAUAGGAAAGGGCACCACCAUCAUCACUGACCGGCCCUUUGCUCCCCAUCUGGACCUUGGAACCCAUUUUAGCUCAGGUCCAUACCAGUAUCACUUCAGGGUCACCAACAGAGGUCAGCGCUUUCACAAGCUUUUCUGGACCACUGAAGGCUUUCCACACAGAGGCCCACCAACCACAAAACAGAGACCACUUACUAUUUCCCGAGAAGGCAAAACAACAAAUCCACUGGCACCUGUCACCUCAAGUGAUCCUGUCUUUUCCCUGACACCUACACGAUUGGAGCUUGGACCAGGUCACUCAGCCAACAUGCUGCUGGAGGGCUCCUGUGAUAUACCCAAAGUCGUAAGAGAAAGGCUGGUAUGUCAUGCCAUUGUGGGUAAACAGAAUGGAAAGGAGCAUAUCAUGACAGUGGAUAUCACUUGUCAAUUCAUUGCCCCAGUCUUGAAUAUCUACCCUCAGCAGCUCAACUUCUGUGUCGAAAAGGUACCAGACAUGCCACUUGUGCCUCUGUAUGAGAAGCUUCAUCUAAAGAAUGUCUCCAAGUUGGCGCUCUCUCUAGAGCUCACCCUCGCUGAGCCUUUUGGGCUCUGUGACCAUAUGGGGGAUGACUCAUUGACCUUCACUAAGAGUCUGGUGAUGGGUGUUGGUGCUGAAGUGGAACUGUGGGUGUGCUUCGACCCUAUGUACCAGCUAGAUUUGGUGAGCCGUGUCGCUGAGAAAGUGCUGGAGGUGAGCUACAGUGGGCACCCUCAGCGGGACACUGUGGCUCUGCGAGGAGAAGUACACUUUCCCAACUUGCUUUUCUCCAGCCAUGUGUUGAACUUCGGCUGCAUUCUGAACUGCACAGAGGCCCAGCAGCAGCUUAUCAUGACAAACACCAGCCCACUCCCCGUGAUCUACCGCUGGGCUUUCCUGCUGGAUCAACAGCAUUGCUGCUUCUGUCAUAGUGAGAUCUCUACAACUCAGCAAAAUGAUAAGGAGGUCAAUAAGAUGAUCAAAGCAAAUUCUGGUACUAAAAAAGGAAGAGGAUCAAAAGAGCCACUGUCAACAUAUGGGCUAAAUGUUCUUGAACCAGACGGGCUACUUAUGUGCAAUACUCCUCCACUGAGACAGAACAGUAGAGCAUCUACAGCACAAAAUUCCACAAGAUUACAAUGCAGCCUAGCCAGCCUGAGCGACAGAGAAACACCACGUAUUAGUAUUGAGGAGAUAUUUAACAUAAUGCCAAUUUAUGGAGUUCUGCAGCCUGGUGAGAUUCAGCAGGUCACCUUUUCAUUCUUUGGCCAUACUGAUAUCCAUGCUCAAGUUCAGGCAGUGUGCAUGUUAGAGGAAGGCCCAACAUACAAGAUUGCCCUCAAAGGAGAGGCUUCAGUGAUCACCUACACUGUGGACACAACUGAGAUCAACUUUGGCCCUCGGUUAUUUGAUCAUGUGGCAGAAGCAGAGAUUAUUCUGAGAAACACAGGAAAGGUGGGCUUUGACUUCAUUUUUCUACUUGAAGAUCAGCAUGUGUCCCCUAAAGAUGCUUUACCUGGACAACCCCUAGUUAUUCCCAGCAAGGGCCACGUGAAGGCACAUGAGGAGAUGAGAGCCUCUGUGUACUACCUUCCUGGAAUCCCGGAGGUUUUUGAGAAGGUGUUCAAACUACAGGUAGCAUUCUUUGAGCCAAAAAGCAUUAUUCUUAGGGGAGAGGGAAUCUUUCCCAAAGUGUGCCUGGACCUGCCCAGAAACAUCGAUGAAGAACAAAUUAGCUCAUUGCUAAAUGAAGCAAAGGAGGCAGUUGGAAGUGAAUCUCAAAGAGAGACAGGGUUUGGUGAACUGUGUGAAGAGAACUACAUUCCAACAUACGAUGUUCUGCUGCAGAUGGAACUUGACAGGCUUCUAGUCAAGGAAAACUCUAUAGCCACUGAGAAAUCCCAAAGAGACUCUGUGCAAAGUGAAACACCUGGAUCUAUUUCCAGCAUGUGGCGCAAAAAGCUCAGCAGGUUUAUUUUGCCUGAGUACCUUCUGGACUUCGGUUAUGUGAUUCAAGGCACUGUCUCUACUCACAUUGUCAAAGUGACAAACACUGGGCCUCUCCCAGUGUCCUUCAGAGCAGAUCGACGUUCUCUGGCAGGCACAGGAUUUAGCACAGAGUUGGACAAGGUCAAGAAUCUACCCUACUGUGAGACAGAGACACUUGAGGUGAAGUUUGAUCCACAAGGUGCAAAUCUAGAGCUUGGAGAGAUAUGUGCUGUCCUGCCUAUACAGGUUUCCGGGGGUCCUACAGUUCAGGUUCGUCUAUGUGCAGUGGUUGUAAUGCCCUCCUUGACCACCACCACUGACAUGUUACAGUUUGAUAGUGUUCACUGUGGCAUGUGCAAAGUCAUUACAAUGCAGCUGUACAACCCUGAGCCAGUGCCCUGCAAGUGGAGCAUCAAAAAGGAGGAUGCCAAGAGAAAGACUGAGAAGCACAUCCCACUUCACCUGAGACAGGAGGCUCUUUUAGAAAAGCUGACAUCUUCUAUUAUCUUUACGAUGUGUCCAUCCAGUGGUAUGCUGUAUCCUGGAGACAGGGUCAACAUCCAAGUCAAAUUCAGUCCAGCUGAAGGGAGAAUGUACAAAGAGAGGCUGAUGAUAGCAGUGGCCCAGAGCACCCACCAAAUCCUACUUUCAGCCCAUGGUCAGGGACUGGAGCCGCAGUUGAAGUUUUCUACCACAGAAAUCGAGCUAGGGCCUGUGCUGCCAUACAGCAGUGGAGAGGAGGUUGAGUUGCAGGUCUGCAACCCCUGCCCUUUCCCCACUGAGUUUUACUCCCUUGACUUUGACCAGCAGUACCUGGAAGAAGAGAGGAUCCUGCAGAUGAUAAAAGGAUAUGAUGCGCAUAAUAUAUUGCUGCUGCCCCCUCGAGCCCCUGGUGAGCCUCUGCCUGUUGAACUCUUGGAAUCCUACCAUGAGCACAGAUCCUGGAAUUCUGAAACAGAUGUGAUCAAAGACAACAUCUUGACGAACAGGAAAGGGGAUCUGGAGGUGAACCCAGUUUCUAGUGCUUUUGCUCUUUACAGUGGUAUAGAUUUGCCCUCAGCCAGCCAAACUGCUUACAAGUGCAAAGGCAUAGCCAUUGUAGUUCAUGGUGCUCCACUCUCAGGUAAGACAGCUUUGGCAGUGAACUUGGCAAGGUACUAUGGAGUUGCAUGUUUGAACAUAGACUCAGUGGUCCAAGAGGCUUUGUCGUCUGAAACUUUCCCUGCAAGCCAGCAGGUCAAAGACCUCUUUCGAGCUGCGAUGGAAUCUGUGCCAGAAACAGCAAAUAAUAUUGCCCCAUCUGCAUUGGAUGUGAUGACUGAUGAUCAGACUGUAGGCAUUCUCAGUGUUGAGGCAUUAGCCAAUCACACUGCUGAGAGUGUUCAGGAGACUGACUCCAAAGCCCCCAAUAGAACUAUUUCAACAAUUGAUAAAACCAGCACCAUGGGAGCCAAGAAAAAUAAUGGGUCCAAUCCCACUGCUUCAGUGGCUGGUCUGACUCAUGGGCUCCCAAGUGAGAGUGUGAAUCCGAUGGUUGAGCUGACAAGCAUGAACGAAUUACUGCCUGAUGAUCUCCUGGUAAAGAUACUGUCAGAGAGACUACUGCUUAGUGAUUGCAAGCGAGGAGUCGUGAUUGAUGGCUUGGAGACACUGUACUGCCGCUUUCCGAGCACUGCAUUACACAUCAUCAUCAAAGCCUUCAACAACCGCCAGUACAUCUAUGUUAUCAACCUCACUGACAGCUACUUUGAAUUCAAAUCCAGAGACCGAGCUCAAAUGGAGAUGACAGAAGCCUUACAAAGGGAAAAAACUGAAAAAGAAAAGCUACAUGUGCAGGAGAUGGAUGAGGAUGUAUAUGAAACCCUAUCUGAGGAAGAGAAAGCACGUGUAGAUCUUCAGCACUUGGAGAUGCUAAAGGAACAUAUGUACAGCAAGCAAGAGAGGGAACAGGAGAAGAGGCAGCAGGAGGAGAAGCUCAGAGAGGAGGAGGAGAUGAAGAAAAAGAACAAGAGAGGGAAAAAGGAAGUACUUACAGAGGAUUUAAGUGAAAGAAGAAGUCAGUUGGAAGUUGCCAAGUCUGUUUUAGCACUACAAUCUGAUACUGGACUGGAACAGGCUAAAGUGGGUGGAAAGAUGUCUUCCUGCACAGAAGCCAAAGACUCACUUUUAGAGAGUGCCAGAGAACUUGAGGAAGGAACGAAAGUGAAAGAUGGCAAAGACAGCAAGCCAACUGGCCAUGAUAAUUCCUCACUGCCACUGGAUGAACUGGAAGAAGAGCUGAUAAGUGAGGCACAAAGGCAGCUGUUUUCCCGUUUCCGUCUGUAUGAGCAAAGCCAAACACUGAUCCAGCACAUGCUGCAGAACUGGGAUAGGACUCAGGGCCUCCUGCUAAAUUCUCUUCCUUCAUUGGAGCAGCCUGAGGAAUCCACAGAACAACAUAAGAUACCCAGCAAGAGGACCAAGAAGGAGCGGGAGAAAGAGAAGAUGAAAAGAGACACUGUUGAUCCUAAUCUGCUCUCUCCAACCCCCAGCCAGACUCAUCUGUUGUCCAGUGGCACAGAGGGUGCAGAAAAUGAGCAGGCGAUAAAAUUUAUCCCCCACAUCUGCAUCUCUGUUAGGAAAAAGAAGGAUGCAAGCAUAGGAGAACUGAUUGAGAAUUUAAAGCUGCCAUCACUGAAUGAGGUUUUGGAUGGAUUAGGGCUUGGUCCCACAGGUCCACCCAUUCCACCUCCCAUGCUUUUCUCAAUAGUCCCAUACCCCAAAAAGAGAGUGGUGUCCAGCUCCAACCUUACUCCUGGCUGCUUCACCUUCUUGAUGCCCUCAACUCUGGAAGACCCAGUUGAGGAGAAGCGGGAAGUUGAUGUGGAGACAGAAGCUCCAAGCCCCACUGUUUCUUCAAAGGAGGAUGUUGGAUCCCUAAACAAAGGGAAAGGGAAAAGGGCCCCAGUGAAAGAGGAAUCAGUAAAAGGGACCCCAAAAGAUAAGCGUAGAUUUCCUACGAAAAAAGCCACCAAGAACAUAGACUCUCGCUCACCUCCAGAGCACAAUCAGAGGCUCACUCAUUUCCGCUGGGUUGUGCCGGCAAAUGGAGAACUGACCCUGAAACUAUGGUUUCACUCGUCUGUGCCUGGUGAUUUUAAACAGACUUUGAGUUUUGAAGUGAUGGGGACCAGGCGCUGCUAUCAGCUAAACUGCAGAGGAAUCUGUGCUCUGCCAUCCAUCAACAAAGACCAUAAGGUGGUGUUUGCUUACUGCAAAAAGGCCAUGGAAAAAGACAAAGGCUUACAGAAGACAUACAUCAUCCACUCAGGCCUAUAUGACUUCGGGCCACUACUUUGUGGAAAAGCUAGAGACAGGAACAAGGAAAAGAAGUACCCAGAAAAUACUGAAAGAUUAGUUAUACACAACAACUCCCCCAUGGAAGCAGAGGUUAAUUUCUACCUUAAUCGGGACACAAAAUCCACUACAUUCAUCCUGGACCCUCUCAGCAUGGUUCUUAAGCCGAAUGAAAGAAAGGAGCUCAGAGUAUGGGCAUAUCCCACAACUCCAGGUUUUAUAGAAGACAGUGUGGUGUGCUGUAUUAAGGAGAACCCAGAACCUGCCAUCUUCCACAUCUCUUGCAGUGCAGUCCGACCAGAACUGGAAGUGGAGCGGAAGCAACUUAAUUUUGAUAAGAUUGUUCUGGACAGGGGGGAAACGCGCAGUCUGUGCUUGCGUAACCCCACUGCACUUCCAGUUGCCUGGAGACUGAGUGGCCUUGAGGGGCUCGGUGAGGAGUUCAGCAUUUCCCAAGACCGUGGCAUCAUCAUGCCACAUUCUGUGUUUUCCUUGCUUAUGCAUUUUCAAGCAAUGAAGCCUAUUAUCCUGAAGAAAAUCAUAAGAUUGGAGGUGUUGGAUGUGGAGAAUAUUCUUGGUGUGGUCCAUACGGAAAACAUUAAUAUUGUGGCAGAGGCUUAUGAUGUGGCCCUGGAAAUUACAUUUCCCAAAGGUACGGACAAUAGUCUGGACUUUGGCAAAAUUAAAGUAUCAGAAGAAGUGAAGUUAUCAGUUAACUUAAAAAACAAGGGAAAACAUGAUAUCGUCUAUAAGUUUAUCCUGGAGUCUACUGACACUGAAAUGCCUAAUCUCAACUCAGUCUUUACUAUUUCACCUCAAAAAGGCUAUCUUCAUCCCACUGACCGGCCCACAUGUGUUCAAGUUACCUUCUGCUGCAACAAGCAGGUGUCUAUUAGACAGCAGCCCAUUUUACACUGCCAGGUCAUUGAGCCAAAUAUUGUUGAUGAUAAAGAAACCAUUAAGAUUAUACCCAUCAAAGUGUCUGUACAGUGUCUCUAUUCCAAGUACAGCAUCCACCCUGCAAAAGAUAUUAACUUUGGCUCAGUUGCCCAUGGUUCCCGCAAAACAGAGACAAUUACUCUAGAAAAUAUGGGUGAAUUUGAGAUCUGUUUCACCAUAUCCAGAAUGUCAAAAAAUCCUCCAGUGGCAGAACAGAAGAAAUGCAUAGGCAAAAAAUCUUCAGCAGAGAGUAACUCUGCAAAAAGAAUAUCCUCUGCUAAUAAACAACGCCAGUCUGACACCAUACCUUCACAGACACGUUUGCCUAUGGGGUUGUUUUCCUUGUCUCCAUGCUUUGGCGUCCUUCCCCCCGGUGCCCAGCAGGUGGUAACUGUGGACUGUGUGGCAGAACAGGUAGGCUGUUGGCAAGAGUCCCUGGUGGUGGACAUCACUGACCGAGAUCCUUUUGAUAGCCCAGAAGGAAUUCUCUACAAUCUGCUUGCAGAAGUUUGCAUGCCAGGAAUAGCACAUAAAGAUACUGCUUCCAUCUUUGAAGAACACAGAUUGUGCAAGAAUAGUAACAUGCUACAAUGUGAGCAGUAUCAGGAGGCUAUGGGUAUCUAUGUCCAGGAUGAGAACAAAUUUGUCUUCAACAACGUGUUGGUUGGCCAGUCAGCCAAAGCCCGCUUCCGUCUUACCAACCCUGGCAAAAUACCCUGUACACUUAGUUUGCAGGUGAAAACUGUCCUCAGCAAGGUGUCAACGCGAAGCGCUGAGGUGUUUGAGCUGAGCCCUACUCACAUGAGUAUCCCCAGUCAUUCACAUGCCUAUGCUACAAUUACAUUUACUCCUCAGAUCAUGCAGACCUACCACGGUGUGUUUGAGGCAUCUCUGGAAGGUGCAACUGGGAGCAAGUUGUUGGUGUUUGAUUUGGUUGGAGAGGGUAAUUUGCCCAGUAUAAAUAUUAUAAAACCAGUCCAGAGGACCAACCAUGGACAGCUAGUUCUGCAGUUCAAGCGAUUGCUGGUAAACAAGAGACAAAUCCUUCCUCUUGUCUUGAAGAACAUUAGCAGCAUAACUGCAGAGGUUAGCAUUGAUCUGCUUGACAAGAUUGGAGUAUUUGCAUUGAGGGCAGCUCCUGGGACUGUAUGCAACAUCUCCUCUUCACACAUAGCAAGUGAACCUGGAACAGAAGAAAACCACAUGGCUCAUUUGGCAUUCCUGACUCUAAAGUCUGGACAGCAAGCAGAGUUUGAGGUAGAGUUUCAUCCCUCAGUGCCUCAGAUUUUUGAAGCCACCAUGCAGCUGUUGAUAAAAGACAACCAGUAUGAAAAGACACUAAUACAGCUCUUGGGAGAGGGCUACCGUGACAUCAUCUCUUUGGACAUCUCUUUGGAUAGCAGCAAUGUUCCUCAGGACCAGGAUACUACAGAAACUAUAUUAGAUAUUGUGCAUUUUGGAGACUGUCACGUGGGUCAUCUUUACCACAAAACUUUCACCAUGACCAAUCACAGCAACUUAGUGGCUCUGCGCUUUGAGUGGCCUCAGAGUGAGCCACAUCUGCAGUUCUCACCUCAUGUAGGCCACCUCCAUGCUGGGUGCACCAAGGAGGUGACAGUAAGCUUCAGCUCAGAGCAACCCAUAAUGAUGAAUGCACAGAUAGUGAAAUGUAAUCUCUGCCAGAUAACCUUCCAGCACCCUGUCGACCAAGUGCUAGAUUGGGAUGACCGUCAUCGGACAGUCAAGUGGGUGGAUGUGGAAGAGCCACUCUCACCUCAGAGACCAGCCAAGAAAAAGGUGGUAGAGACUGAUCCAGAGCCUGUCUAUUCACUGGUGGAAAACUCUUUUAGGGAGCUAGAGCUAAGGAUUAGUGCUGUGUGUGAUUAUGCCAAGUUUGAGUGUGUUGCUGAACCUAUCAAUUUUAAAGACACCAUGCUCUUUCAAACCAGAGUCUUCCAACUGCAGGUGGACAACAAAGGCACUGUAAAGCUUGAGUACUCCUGGCAGGUUAUGAUGGAGACCUUUAAGAAGACUCUGUGCUUUACUCAUGGAGACAGGAUCCCUAAUUCUUCCGAGGGCUGUCAGACAGGGUUGAGACCAGCCAGCAAUUUAAGGAGCUUGUCCACUUUACUGUUAGGAGAUCCAGAGAUUCCUCCAUUCACUGUGGAGCCUAGUAUGGGGCUCAUCCUGCCUGGGAACAAUCAGACAUUUCAUAUUCGCUUCUCACCUCUGGAAGUAGCCCAGUAUGAGGCCAGGCUUGUCUGCAGCAUUCCUAAUGUGAAGGACAAGCAAGGUCCAAUAAUAGCAGUGAAUGGUUGCAGUGUGAUGCCUUACUGCCAUUUCCACCUGGAAGACUCAGAAUAUCUUCCUAAUGACAGACGGAACAUUGAGCUCUCCAGCCCCCCGGGGGCCAAACUCAGGGGAACUCUGGAUCCCAACACCAAAGUUAUAGAAUUCACAUCCACAGGGGUUGGUACAUACAUUUGCAGGACCUUUAGUGUAGUAAAUCCCACCAACAAGGCAUACUCAUUAUUGUGGAGAUGUGAAGACUCCGAGGUUAAACCCUUUACCUGCCUCACACCAAAGGACUUCAUUCAGCCUGGCAAGAAAGUGGAGGUCUCAUUUAAAUACCAUGCGCAAGAGCUGGAUUUGGUGGAAUCUUUCUGGACCUUCUUAAUCCCUGAGCACAACUUCUCUGUGCCCUUUCUGCUGGUGGGCACAGCAAAAGAUCCAGUGGUGUACAUUGAUACUGCUCAUCUUAAUCUAGGUGGUCUACUUAUUGGUCGUGAGGCCAAAAAAAUUGUGUAUGUGGUGAAUAGAGAAGACAAACCUUUUCACUUUGCCGUUGAGGAGGUCUCUCGACACUCAAAGACUUCCAGAGAUAGCCUGAUACUGAGGCCCAUGCAAGGAACAGUACCUCCCAGAGACAAGUUCCCAGUUGCUAUAUCCUACAUACCCACUCAGGAGGGUGUGGUGACAUUUAACCUACGAAUUGUGAUCAGAGGAAAAGUUCAGCCACUCAAAAUGAAUGUGAAGGCAGAUGGCUACAGUGUUAAUGUUUGUGUCCAAUAUGAGAGUCCAGAAGGGGCCAUGACUGAACUCUCUGCUUCUAAUGUCCAUCUUAUAGACUUCAAACAGGUGGAGCUAAGCAGCAAGUCCACAUGUGCAUUUGUGGCUUCUAACUUAGGGAGAUUUAAUGUGGAUGUGCAGUAUGAGAUAACAGGGCCUGAGGAGCUGCAGUGCCACCUUCAGGUGGAACCCAAAACAGCUAUGGUGCCAGUAGGACAACAAAAUUAUUGCAUUCUAAGCUUCUUACCCCUGAAGAAGUGUGACCUCAAAGAUAUGGGCUUCUUAAUAAAGGUAAAGGAUGGCCCAGUUUUCCAUUGCAGUCUGCUGGGUUCUACCACCAGUGGGGGCCUGGAGUUUUCCUUUCUUAAAUACAACUUUGGCAAGACAUUUAUUUACUCUGCUGGCAUGGUGCCUGCAAUAUGCACACUGCUUAUCAGCAACAAAGGAGAAAGGGGAAUCAGUGUAAACUGUUUAUUCUCCAACACCCCAUUCCUGGAAGUGAGCUUCAUUCCUGAUGUGUUGCCCCCUAGUGGUAGCGUGGAGGUGCCUAUCACAUUCUACCCUCGAGAAGCAAUACGCUACCACGAAAAGGUGGCUUUUGAGAUAAAUCAGUGCUCCAUGCAGGUAGUGGAGAUCAUGGGGCAAGGAAUUGAGAUGAAGAUUGAUGUAGAGGAUCCAAAAUUAAGGACUGUGAAACUCGGAAAUCUGCAGGUGGGCCAAAAGAACAGAAAGCUCAUCCCCCUGAUCAACAAUAGUUCAUCUUCCCUGACCUUCUCUUUCUUCUUUACACCCUCUACUCAGAAACUACUAAACUCUAAGGUCCUGUCAGUGAAUCCAAGUAGGGAGGUGACACUGAAGGGUGGAGGGGGAAAGUGUGUGGUGGAGGUGCUCUUCAGCCCACUCGAACGCAUGCUUCCAUUCAACGAGGAGUUGCAGUUGAAAUGUUUGGGCACCAUCCGACCCCUACUAGUACUAAAAGGUUCUUGCCAGGGUGUCGAGGUCUCACUGGACCGGAACUACUUGUCCUUUGGAGCUGUGGCCCUGCACUGCCAAACCACACGCAAUAUUAUGCUGCAAAAUACAGGAGACAUUGGGGCUAGAUUUAAAUGGGAUACAAAGGCUUUUGCUCCAGAUUUCAGUAUCUGUCCUGCUGAAGGUUAUAUCUGCCCAGGGAUGGAGGUGUCUUUGGUGGUAACGUUUGCUCCUGUGGAGGUCAAGCAGGAACUGUGCUAUGAUAAUCUUAUUUGCUCUAUAGAGGGGGGUAAGCCUGUAACGCUUACCCUUGCUGGAUCCUGCAUUGUUCUUCCAGUUGUUAGUCAGGUGUUAAAUUUUGUGUGCCAUGUUCGUAGUCAGUGCACUCAGUCUGUGACUCUGUCUAAUAAUACUAACCAGCGCUGGUGCCUGAAACCCGUCAUAGAGGGUGAAUAUUGGAGUGCUCUACUGUCCCUUAUCAUUGAGCCCUACCAGCAAAAUAAAGCCUACGAGAUCACCUAUAAGCCCAUGGCUAUGACCAUAGAUGGCAAAAAGCACUUGGGCUCAGUGUUUUUCUCCCUCCCUGAUGGCUCAGGGAUGCUGUACACCUUACAGGGUACGGCAGAGCCACCUAAAGCAUUAACCACAAUCAGCCGUGAAGUACCUUGCAAGACAUCCUACACAGAAAUUGUGCCUGUUCAUAACUGGUUGCCCAAACCUCAGAGAUUCCGUGCUAUAGUGGAGAUGAUUAAACCUGAACGUCCUGACAGCACAGUCUCACUGAAGGGGCUUGAUUAUGUGGAGGUGUCAGCUUUGACUAAACGAGACUACAAAAUCUCCUUCUUCAGCUACAAGGAGUGCCAGUGCAAUGCCAAACUGACCUUUAAAAAUGAGGCCACAGGUGAAUACCAGUUCUACUACCUGACAUUUAAAGCCACACCUCCUGGAGUGAUCAACACAAUUGAGAUGAUGACAGUGGUGAGACAGAUCACUUUAGGUUCUGUGAGCUUGGAAAAUCCUUUACCCACAAACCUUUUGUUCACGACUGAGUGCCGCAGUACAGACAUAAAUGUGCAGCCUCAGUUCUCAGUGCCUGCACUCUCCACGGAAACUUUAAGGUUUGAAUACCAGCCUUUGCGUUCAGGUGAGACUACAGCACGGCUCAUACUGUAUAACAAUGAACUGGGUUAUUUCCACUAUGAGCUUUUGCUCCGUGCGCUUCCUGCUCCUCCUGAGAAACCACUAUGCUUCAGAGCACCACUGGGCUGUGGGCAAUACCUCACAGCCAAGUUCACCAGCUACUCCCGGGUCAAGGCUGAAUACACCUGCAAGAUAGACCAUCCAGACUUCACUGUGGAAAAAAAUUCAAUGCCCGUAGCGGCAAGCUCCCAAGCAGGCACUGAUGUCAGUGUGGAGGUAUAUUUUGAGCCGUGCCAAUUAGGUGAGGUACGAGGCCUGUUGACUGUUUCAUCCAGUACUGGAGGGGAUUAUGUGUUCCCUCUGUAUGGAACAUGCACACCUCCCAAAGCUCAGGGACCCAUGGUGAUUCGUGCUGGCUCCAGCAUCUCCAUUCCCUUCAAGAAUGUCUUUAUGGAGACCACAGCCUUCACUUGCCAAGUGGACAACCCGGCCUUCAUCAUAAAGGGGAUGGACAGCCUUCGCUCAAAGAAGACUCACCAAAUCCUGGUGAACUUCGAGAGCCCACAGUCAAGCUCAAAGAUACCAUGCACAGGAAAACUUGUCAUCUCCAGUCCACGCACAGAGGGCCAAGGCCAGGGUCUCUUCUGGGUAUAUUAUCUAAAGGGCAUCUCCCCUGAGCAGCAUCAGAGAGAAAAGAUGUCAUGAAAUGCUGCCAGGGUCCAGAGGACAUAGUUUUAGUGUCACACUUAAAAAUCACACACAGCUGUAGUUUCCUAAUAAAACUAUAUUUUUGCAAUGGUCACUUUUUUGCCUUGCACAGCUGUUUCAAACCCUUAUAAGAUUAAAUAAUAUUUUUACCUACAGUUAUAUAAGCAUAACUAGAUUUAAGUUAUUAGUUAAUUUCAACUGUAGACGUCUCUGGUAGAUGAUGUGUGUCUUUCUUUAUAAAUUAUUUGCUUUUACUGUAUGCAAUAUAAAUUUAAAUACAAACAUUAAGACUUGUUUCCAGUUUAUUCAAUAUGAAAUAUUUUUAUGGUUUUAAUAGUCUGGCAAGACAUUUCAUAGUGUGUAGGAGUACUUUAAUGAGAGAGUGGGCGAGAAGUUAAAGCAAGGGCAGCAUGACAUUAGGCUGCAGUUCUCAUAGGUGUACAGUUUAAAGUGCCUCUUAUUUUUUUCAAUUGCUCUUUUACAAAUAUUCUCUU
This is a messenger RNA of Clarias gariepinus (North African catfish), 15406 nucleotides long. Its product is annotated as hydrocephalus-inducing protein-like. NCBI's taxonomy places the organism in Eukaryota, Metazoa, Chordata, Actinopteri, Siluriformes, Clariidae. The transcript has 84 exons. The record is from RefSeq and is a predicted model, not a curated record. Gene Ontology annotation, cellular component: axoneme. Gene Ontology annotation, biological process: cilium movement; axonemal central apparatus assembly. The coding region runs from base 51 to 14909 and encodes 4952 amino acids.